Messenger RNA from Bursaphelenchus okinawaensis, 864 nucleotides. Lineage: Eukaryota; Metazoa; Nematoda; Chromadorea; Rhabditida; Aphelenchoididae. The record is from the annotation of a GenBank genome assembly.
AUGCGGUUUCUACUCUUAUCAAUCCUCCCGGUACUCUCGGUCGAACCUGUCAUCAAAGCUCUAUGGAAUCUGAAUGCAAUGGCUGAGUGUAGACUGGGCUACACGGCUCUAGUCUACAACAACUAUGGGUGCUGGUGUGGGGUGGGGGGAGCUCAUACUCCGAUGGAUCCGAUUGAUGAGUAAGUGAGGUCAUAUUGUUGUUUUAAACAAGAAAUAAGUUAAAUUUUAUAAAUUGGCCAAGAACUUCUUAGACUAGUCUGGAACAGGCUAAAAAGCUGUGAAUUUUUAAAUUUUAAAUUUUUUAAAAUUUUUUUUGUAUAUAAAACAUAAUAUAAACUAAUUCGAACAUAAAUGACCAAAUAUUUUCUUAUUUUAGCUGUUGUCGGCGUCAUGACAAGUGUUACGAUGCAGCAAUUGCAGAGAAGGCUUGUCCAGAUGUUCCGAUUGAGUACGUAGAAGACUAUGAUUGGGUUUGUAACAAGACUAUUGAUACUCGACCUCAACCAACAUGUACUGGUAAGUAACGUACUAGGUCGUUCACUUGAUUCUGCGCCUCUUUUUGAAGUAAAUUUUGAAAUAUACUGUAGGCCUUAAAAAUGUAUUCAUAGAAAAAAGGUAAUCGUAGCAAAUACUGAUUUACUUUGCUUAUUGUGAUAAAACAAUGUCUUUAAGCAAUACAACAUGAUUGUUACAUUAACAUAACAUUUUUUAGAAUCUUCAAACAUGUGCAAGAACUACAUGUGUAAUUGUGACCAGAUGGUGGUCGAUUGUUGGUCACAGUAUUCCAGACCCUCCUUUAAAGUGUCAUGUACUCAUCAUGAUAAAGCCUUGGCCAAAGCUUUUUUUGACGCCAUUUUGAAUUAG